Molecule: messenger RNA, 1312 nt
Organism: Hypoxylon fragiforme
Lineage: Eukaryota; Fungi; Ascomycota; Sordariomycetes; Xylariales; Hypoxylaceae
Exons: 1
Coding region: 877-1110 (77 amino acids)
Source: RefSeq, a predicted model, not a curated record
CAAAGCAGAGAGUUGUAUAUAUUCAUCAAGGUUCUGGUUGCAUAGGCAUUUCUGUAUACAUUUCUCGCUACUUUGUCUAAAACAGGCAUAGGGCUAUUAUAGGUAGGUAGCUCAAUAAUACUUGCCCAGGAACUUGGAAGCUAUUAUCAACUACCCUUGAUAACCAAAACCAACACAUAUGUAUCUCGGCUUUAUUGGAUAAGGCCACUUGAACGGUGUAGAUCUCAGCCUCGACAGGGUCAUUCCUAAACAGACCAGUAAUCUAGUUGCAUCUACGCGUUAAUGCGUGAAGGGGGGACAGCAAGGUUUGCACCUAUACUUUUAUGUACCAAAAGCAAGAAAUCUGUAUGAAGUUCGUUGGCUGCUAGAACGCGUUGUAAGAAAGCUGGGGUAGGUGUAGCAUCUGCUUCUCCUUAGCUUUGAUGCGAUUGUAUUCUAUGGCUAUCUCGGCCUGUGGUAAUAAGGAGAGAUUCAAGUCGGAGUUUUGGGCGGAGAGGCAUAAAAUUUGGCUGAGCCUUGUUACAAUUCCCACGAGGAAUAGUAAUCCCAUCGAGACAAGCGGUGUUUCAUCCCACUCACGUCAACCUAGCCUUGUCCUAGAUCACAUCAGCAAACAGCGGUUGGGAAAAUCAUGAGGCUGAAUUUUUAAAAUAAACCAAUAACUACUAUUAACUAGCCCCGUAUUUUGAAGUAAUGGUGUGGCUUGUGCUCGCUUCCCGAGCCUUGCGUUGCACGCACAUGGUCGAUCGGUUCAUUGAUCGUAUUUUUGUAAAUCUUCCAUGGCUGGUUCGCUUGGUUUCGGGUCUGGUUUCGGUGGCUGACACGAGGCUCUCUCUACGAUGCGACGUCAGAUCUGGGAUCAUUAGGUAAAAGUUUAUGGUUGCGAAUGUCUUGGCUUCUUGUCUUUCUUUAUUCCCCCUUUGGUCCUUUGGGGGCCCUUUUCUUUUUGUGUGUGUGUAUUUUGCGGUCUGGCUUGAGCCAACCCUGCUUUUUCACUGCUAUGACCAUUCCCGAAAUCCCGUCAGCUUGUCAGAUCCAAGGGGUCCGAACGCCGCUAGACACAUGAUGAGGUUCGCGCCCAGGUGCCAUGCAUACAGAUUUGUUGGAUAGACAUCUUAAACAUACGACCGACGUCAGUGGAGACAAUGUGGGAACAUUGAAUCUGUUGUCUUGGAAUGGCUGGUAAAAAGGUGCCCAGUGUGGUUAUAAUUAUGUAGCUAGGUACUGUAGGUAUUGCAGGUAUUGCGUGUGUGCAUCUGUAUUUAAAAGUGCGGCUGACCAAGAUUGGGAAGAUUGGGAAGAUUGGGAGAGA